AUAGAGGAUGGUCAAUUAGGCCAUUUCUACUUAAUACAAGAUAUUAAAAUAAAAGUAUAAUAAUAAUGCGACUAAUAUUCGUCCUUGCAGCAGUUGUAGCUGGGGCUUUGUCUCUACCAGCGAACCUGACUGAAUUGCCCGAGCCCAGUGAACUCGCUUUUAUUCUCAAUGAAGAUGAUUUUGAGGACUACUUAGAUUCAUGGCUGGAAAUUCAACAACGCAAUAAUGGCAACGAAACCCAGUUCGAUGCUCGUAGUGGAUGCAGUUUCCGUGUUCGAGGUGACCUCGGCCAGCCACAGCCAGUUUACAUACAUCGUAACAACUACAUGAGGCCGCACGGCAACUCCGGUCAGAUACGCCUCAACACGGGCGAGGAAGUCAUCAUUGCCUGCACGGGAUCUGGACGUACCAUUCGACACCCGAACAUUGCCAGAAACGUUAACGUUGGUACUGCCCGAUGUGUCAACAACAAUCUAGUUUCUGGAUCUGGUUGGUUGAAUGGUAAUGGUGCUUUUGGACAGUUGACUUGCUCUAGUCACUCUCAUCACGAGGCACAAGGAACGAAUCAACGCUGCUUUAACAAUAAUUUGGUCAUCAGGGUUGGAUUUAUCGUAAACAAUGUCUUCUACCCUCUUUACUGGUCUUGUUUUGAUCAGAAGCGCUUGGAAGUGCUGUACGUGUGGUACGAUCAAACAGCCUCAAAUGCUAUCCACCAAACCGGAGUGGAUAGGCCUAGUUGGAUGGCUGGCAGCUUCUUCCCCGGUGUGGAUGUUAACAACCGAUACACACAAGUUCAACAGAAACUUGCUAUUGCUCGCGUUGUUGGCAAUGCUCUGGCCGAUAGAUACGUGACUAGCCAACAGUUCUUGGCCCGUGGCCACCUCGCCGCCAAGAGCGACUUCGUGUACGCCACCGGCCAGCGCGCUACCUUCUACUUCAUCAACGCUGCUCCUCAGUGGCAACCAUUCAACGCUGGCAACUGGAACAAUCUCGAACAGGAUCUUCGUGCUCGCAUCGGAGCCGCUGGUUACAACACAGUCAUCUACUCGGGCACAUUUGGAGUGACGCAAUUGCGCAACGCUAACAACCGUUUCGUCGACAUCUACCUUCACAAUAACAACCAGAUUCCAGUUCCCCAGUACUUCUACAAGGUGGCAUACGAUUCAUCGCGACGUCUGGGUACUGCUUUCAUAAGCAUCAACAACCCUCACUACACUCUGGCCGAGGCUCGCAACCUGCAAUUCUGUACCGAUCGCUGCCGCAACAACAACGCUUUUAGAUGGCUCAGGUGGCGGCCGGAUCGCGUUGAUCUUGGCUACAGUUUCUGCUGCACCAUCGCUGACUUCAGAAGACGUAUUGGACAUCUUCCGUCAUUCACUGUAAACGGACUCUUGACAUAGACAAAAGGUUCUUAAUUAGGACAGUAAAUAAAAAGAAUUGCAAUGGAA
Molecule: messenger RNA, 1448 nt
Organism: Papilio machaon (common yellow swallowtail)
Lineage: Eukaryota; Metazoa; Arthropoda; Insecta; Lepidoptera; Papilionidae
Exons: 7
Coding region: 66-1400 (444 amino acids)
Biological process (GO): apoptotic DNA fragmentation
Cellular component (GO): nucleus; mitochondrial inner membrane
Molecular function (GO): metal ion binding; RNA endonuclease activity; nucleic acid binding
Source: RefSeq, a predicted model, not a curated record